GAUCAGACGAGUAAAGGAACUGGCUGUGCAGGCUGUGCAAGCGAAGCUUCUCAGGUGAGCUCAUUCCUCCUAGUACACACCUGUAGAAAGGGAGAAGACAACACUUCCCUCGUUCAUUAUAACGGAUUUCGCCGCAGUGGAAACGUCUCCGGGAUUACCGACUACACUGAACACGCAUCAGCUCUGCUUUUCUCCGUUUCUGCUGCUGCUGUUUUUUUGUUGAUGCUCACAUGGAGACUGCGCUCUUCUAGGAUUUACCUGAGCCGCAGUAUGCUCCCGGUCUCUCUCACCUGCUUCUGCAUCCCGUAACCAACAAUCAGCCGUGAAGAAACCGAGAUAUUUCACCUCUCGUCCCGGUCAGACGUCUUCCUCUCUCUGAUGGCUGGAUUCUUCCAGCAGUUACGACUCCUUCUAUGGAAAAAUGCCCUGGGGAUCAUCAGGCAGCCGGUCUGGUCUCUGGUUCUCCUCAUCUGGCCCAUGGUCAUCUUCGUCAUCUUAGCCAUCACUCGCUCGCAGUUUCCUCCGAUUAUAAAAGACCCGUGCUAUGUGGCCCCGAGGAACCUCCCCAGCGCAGGGUUCUUCCCCUUCCUGCAGACUCUCAUGUGUAACACUGACAGCACCUGCUCCAGUAAAUCCUACCUCCAGGAGUCCAAGUCCAGCGGCCUACGGCAGCGCAGGGACAUAAACACACACAGUUCUCCAUUGUUACCUCAUGGUUUACCUCCUCUACCCGACCUGGAGAAAUUGGGUUUGGUCCAUGUGAUCAGGAAGAGAGAGACGUCCAACACCACAGAGAUCCUACAGAAGUGGGAUAGAUGGCUGAAUUCCAGCAUUCAGGCCUCAUCGAACCUCACCACGACUAUCUUGGAUACCAUCAACAACACCAUGGUGGCCGAUGAGGACGUCUUGAACGCCAUCCUAGUCUCGACGGGAACCCUGAAAAGCAUAUUCUGCAAUGUCUCCAUGUCUAUGCUGGCCGAUUAUAAUCAAUCCAGCGCGGUGUUGGAGCAUUUCUGCAGGUCCAACGAUACGGCUCUGGAAGUUUCUCUCUCCAUGCUGAACCAGUUAAUGGCUGAGUUGGUGCUCCGAGAUCCAAUGAAAGUCAUCGAGAUGGUCGAGAUGUCCGUGGAAACCAUGGACAAGCUUCAGACACAGUCUCCACUGUGGGACUUCCUCUUGGGGUUGCCAAAUAUCUUCCUGAAAUCCACAGAUCAGGAGACGAUCAUGGCUAUAGCUGAGCAACUGAUGGGGAUGAAGCAGGCAUUGAACUCAUUUCAGAGCAGCUUCCAGCAGGCUAACGCUUCUAUGGACAUGCUGAACCCUGUCAUCGAUGAAGGCAUCGAGCUCCUCAACUACCUCCAGAGCUGGAAGGGCAGAAAUGUUAACAUUCCCUUGGCUAAAGUACUGACGACGUCCAACAUGUCUCUAAUUAGUCCUGAAAUGGCCAACCUGCAGAUUCCCCUAAAUCAGGUGCUCGUAUUGUUCAACAGAACCACCUUCUCUGAGUUUUUGUGCACCAACAGAUCUUUCUGUGACAGCCAAGAAGCCGACAUUAUUUAUGAAUGGAUAGAUCAAGAAAAAGUUGCUCUACAGGUGUUGUUGACCUGGAGUCAGUCUGCGACUUCUCCAGCAGAUAUUUCCUUUGCUAAACACAUUCUGGGUCAAUUUGGCGUUUUCACGAACGGACCUAACGAAGACUUCGAGAAUGGAGCCAGCCAGCCAGCAACAAUGCAGGAACAAGUAUUCCUAGGGAUUGGGAAUACAGUGAUGAGCAUGCUGAGUGGAACACCAGGCUGGCAUUACAUUCAAAUUCUCAUGAUGGGAGCUCAUUCCACCAUGAGGUUUGCCAGAGCAGCAAUGGAGAGCCAGCUGGCUCAUGUCCAACCACUGCUGCACAAUCCAGAGAAUCUCCAGGCGAUCCUCAUCGAGCAUGAAACUGCAAUGCAUAACAUGACACCUUGGUUGGAUGUGGGUGAGAAGCUGAAUCAGAUAUCCAGUGUCAUGAAUGGCACUUUGGUGUACAACGUCACACCUGCUAUGAUCCUGACCGAAUGGCACAGGUUAUACAACACUGCACAACAGUUCAUUAACACCAUCAUGGCGGCUGUUCAACUUUUCCAGGACAAACUGUUCAGUCAGUUUCCACAUAACUCAACCAUCGACUGGACCGAGAUUCUUCUAAACAGUACUUUGGAGGAGUUUGCAUUUGUGGGGCCAGUACUUCAGAACAGCAGUCACUGGUCAGCCAUGGAGACACACUUCCAAAUGGCACACUGGAUCAUGACCUUCCAACCUAAUAUCACCGCACCACCAAACUGCACGUUUACCCCAAAUGAUACUAUCUGCCAGAUGAGAUUUACGUGGGAGGGGUUUAUUCCAGUGGUUGGAUCUCUUCUUCAAGAAAUCAGGGAGAAUCCAAGAGCUCUUCUCAGACCCAUCCAGGGAGCAGAGUUCCUGCUGAAAAGCGUCAUGAUGGACACCUACAUGAAUCAUCUACAGGAGUUCCACAACAGCAUUGGACAAAUUCAUCCUGGUGUGUCACCGCAGAACCUCUCAAUGGGUGUCAUCGACUUGGUCAAUCAGUACCUACAGUUUCUCCUGAAUAUCCCACCCCCUGACAAGCUAGAUGAAGACCUCUUGCUUGUCAUGUUGAAUGACACUUUGGUAGACUUUGGCCUGGGACAUUUAGGGGAUCUAUGGUCAGAGGAUUCAAACUACAGUAAACCCAAUGCUGUGGUUCAUAACAUCCUUCAUUUCUUGAGUCCAGAGUCCAUUCAGAUGCUUAACAGUGAAGGGAAGUUUACAGUUCUGUGUGCCAUCCUACAAGAACUCUUGGUUCCUGAAGAACAUAUACAAUUUGAAGGUGUUUUUAACCAUACACAUGCUCUGUUUGAAGAUUUGGCAUUGUGUGCAGCUAGUGGAGAAGACUGCCUGUCUGAUGUUUCACAGCUUUUCCAGAUGCUAUCUUCACUUGAGGAAAUGUUGCCACCGGGAGAAGAUGGAAAUUUCACCAUGAUGCCCAUUAAGUACAAUAUGACAUGGUCUGUUGCUGGUCAUAUGCUUCACCUCCUUCUACCAUGGAACAUGUCAGAAUCUUCUUCAUAUACAAUGGACAAUGUCAGUGAGAUCAUGUUUCUCUUUGAACAGUUGUCUGGCUCACACAAUUUCAAUGCUAACAGCUCUCAGGAAGACCUGCAAGCGUUAAAUAUCACAAUUUUUGAUUUGGCAAAUUUCACACAUCUAUCAGAAGGUUCUUGCAUGUCUCAGCUACUCUCAAAGCUCAUAAAGCUCAUCGAAAUCUCACAGUGCCUGAACCCUCUGCUCCACGACCGAGCAUCUCAGAUUGGUUCCAGAGUACCAGAAUGCACCAUGCAGAUUAUUGAGGGGUUAAUAGGUUUUCUUCAGGCCAUACCCAUGUUGGAAGGCUUCCAUCCGCAUCUUACCUCCUUUCUUAAUAUGGUGUUUGAUGAAGCCAUGGAGUUAAGGAACAUGUCUAGCCUAGAGACUGAUUUGUCUGGAAUGAAAGAAGAACUCUUGUCAGGGGGGUCAAACAACACAAAACUCAAUGCUUUGGUUAUGAACAUUGUCCAGCUGUUGAGUCCAGAGUCCAUUCAGAUGCUUAACAGUGAAGGGAAGUUUACAGUUCUGUGUGCCAUCCUACACGAACUCUUGGUUCCUGAGGAACAUAUACAAUUAGAAGGUGUUUUCAACCAUACACAUGCUCUGUUUGAAGAUUUGGCAUUGUGUGCAGCUAGUGGAGAAGACUGCCUGUCUGAUGUAUCACAGCUUUUCCAGAUGCUAUCUUCACUUGAUCAAAUGAUGCCACCGGGAGAAGAUGGCAAUUUCACCAUGAUGCCCAUCAAGUACAAUAUGACAUGGUCUGUUGCUGGUCAUAUGCUUCACCUCCUUCUACCAUGGAACAUGUCAGAAUCUUCUCCAUAUGCAAUGGACAAUGUCAGUGAGAUCAUGUUUAUCUUUGAACAGUUGUCUGGCUCACACAAUUUCAAUGCUAGCACCUUUCAGGAAGACCUGCAAGCCUUAAAUAUUACUAUUUUUGAUUUGGCAAAUUUCACACAUCUAUCAGAAGGUUCUUGGAUGUCUCAGCUACUCUCAAAGCUCAUGGAGCUUGUUGAAAUCUCACAGUGUCUGAACCCUCUGCUCCACAACCGAGCAUUUCAUAUUGGUUCCAGAGUACCAGAGUGCACCAUGCAGAUUAUUGAGGGGUUGAUUGGUUUUCUUCAGGCCAUACCCAUGUUGGAAGGUUUCCAUCCGAAUCUUACCUCCUUUCUUAAUAUUGUGUUUGAUAUAGCCAUGGAGUUAAGGAACAUGUCUAGCCUAGAGACUGAUUUGUCUGGAUUGAAAGAAGAACUCUUGUCAAACAACACAAAACUCAAUGCUGUGGUUAUGAACAUCGUCCAUCUGUUGAGACCAGAGUCCUUUCAUAUGCUUCAGAGAGAGGGAAAGUUUGCAGUGACACAUGCCAUCUUGCAUGAACUUGAAGCACUCUUCGAAGAUGAGCAGCAAAUCUAUUUAGAAGGUUUUCUCAAUUACACACAUGGUCUGUUUGAAGAUUUGGCAUUCUGUGGUCAAGACUGUCUGUCUGGAGUGUCACAGAUUUUCCAGAUGCUAUCUUUACUUAAUGAAAGCAUGUCAGUGGGAGAAGGUGGCAAUUUCACAAUGAUGCCCAUUGAAAGCAAUAUGACUUUCUCUGUUGCUGCUCAUAUUCUUUCCCUUCUCCGGCCAUGGAACAUUUCAGAAUCUUCUCCAUAUAGGAUGGACAAUCUAAGUGAGAUCAUCUACUUCCUUGAGCAGUUGUCUGGUUCACCAAAUCUCAGCAUCAACAACAUUCAAGAACUGCUCGAAGCCUUGAAUCUCACAAUGUUUGAUUUAGAACAAUUCUUUCAACAAUCAGAAACUUCUUCCAUCUCUCUGCUCCUUUCAAAGCUCAUGGACCUUGUUAACAGCUCAGAAUGCAUGAGGCCUCUUCCUCCUGGCCCUUCAUCACAUACAGGCUCCACAGUGCCGGAAUGCAGCAUGAAAAUUAUUGAGGGGUUAAUAGGUUUCUUUCACACAAUUCCCAUGUUUGAUUGCUUCCAGACAAAUUUUACAUCCACUUUAAAGAUGGUGUAUGAUGAAGCAAUGGAGUUGAGGAACAUUUCUAGCUUGGAGUCUGAUCCGCUUAAAGUGACAGAAGAAGUAUUUGAACUAAUUCUGGAAAGUAUCAGACAGAACCUUGAAAAUCUCGAUGUGGAAAAUGUGACUUCUAUCGAAACAGAGCUUGAUACAGUGGAGAGACUUUUAAAGGUGGUAUUUGAAGAAGAAUACCACUACCCAUACAAUAUGAUCAAUUCUACAUUGAUGACACAGCAGGCCUAUGCUCAGAAGAUGUAUAAAGAAAUCACCUUGUGGUACCUGCAUAACCUGGAGAAUGCCACAAGUGACAGCAUGUUCAGAGAGAUUCUUUACCCAUUUAUCCAGAUGUCAGAAAUGAUGGCCACAAUCCAUGCUGCUCAUUCAAAUUUCUCCACACUGGUGUCCAAUGAGAUCCAGAACUUAACCGUCCAUGUUCAACCUCCUCUAAAUGGCGAAGAUCUGAAUCAGAUCAGCAAUGCAAUACUAUCUUUAAUACAGGGUCAUCUACAGUUGAUAAAGAUGAACCUUGAUCUUCAACAGACCUUUUAUGAUUCCAUGGGUUUACAAACUAAUACAAGUAUACCUAUUGACAUUGAAGCUGAGCUCCAAAACUACCACAACAUGAUACAAAGUUGGAUCACAAACCCACAAAUGACACUUGCCUUUAGCAAAAUAUUCCAGUGGAACAAUAAUUUGACUGAUUUCACUAUUCCAGCUAUGGAUCUUGAAGAGCUGAUGCAAGCCUUGGCGCCACUGCUUUCCCCAGAGGAGCAGGUGUAUAUCAACAAAACUGAUCAAGUCUUACAGUCUCUGAAGUAUACCUUGAUGCUAGGCCAAACAGACUCCGGUCUCCAGAGUGAAAACUUCACUGAAGCCAUCAUGGAUUCUUUGAGAGUCUUCUUGGACAAUAUGUUCAAUUACACAGAUACGACAUACACAAACAAUGAUAUCAUUGAAGUUGUCUACAACACAGUUCAACUACUGCUAAGCCCUAAUAUCAGCCAUGCUCAAACUCAGCAGCUCAUCAUACAAGUUGCACAAGAGAUGGAAAGCUUUGUCACUUCCAUUGCUCCAGAUUCGGCUGAGGUGUUGACUCCUAGCAUCCAGAGCCUCAUAUCAACUAUAAACAGUAUCUCAAAUCCUGGUGAACCUACCCAGUGGAAUGAAGCCUUUGUGGCAAUGAUGGAGGAAAUCCAGAGUUCUCUGCCUUCCAACAGCACAGCCAACACCUACAUAUCCUCAAUACUGGACAUCGCCAACUACAUUCUGAACCCCAAGCAAGGAAACGCAAGUUUGUGGGCGAGCGUAGCUGAUCUGAAUCCUGACAACCUCGAUAAUGUUACACAACAGCUUUCCGGUCUCCUGGAUUUCGUUCUCCCGUUCUUUAUGGACCACAACGGAACAGAUCUGACCCCUGAAUCUGCUCAAGCUCUGACCGGCUAUAUCCCGAUUCUCAUCCAGAUCUUUUCAAGGACACCGGACCAGCUGACGUUUCAGAGGCUGGAAAACAUGACAACAGCUCUUCUGUCGCACCUGAUGACCACACCCACAGGGAACUCUCUGCCAUUUGCUCUAGAUCUCAUCAGGAAUGUCGCCACAUCCCUGGUGCAAAGCGUGCGAGUGCAAACCGAGCUCUUCUCCAGUCUCUCGGAUGUUUUCUCUGACGUGGACGCCAGUAACAUUUCUCUCGUCAUUGACGAACUGCUUCAGGCCUUCCGGUCCACUCUAGAAGCCACACUACAGGUUCCAGUGGGUAGUGAGAUGCUGAACUGCAGCUCAGUGGUGAAUCUCUGGGAGCAGGUCUCUGAGGCAGCAGAGAUGAACAGCAGCGUGUUUACAGACUGGUGUAAUGAUCACGUCCUCCCACUAUACAACAUUUACCAGGCUUUCCAUCAUCAACCAGCAGGCUACAACGUAACUGGUCUGGAUCCUCAGUGGGUGGAUGCCACAGUUGCAGAGAUCGUGACGUCUCUGGAGAUGUUCUACUCCGCCGGGUUUAAUGAGUCUCUGAGCGUGCAAAAUCUGUCCCAAGGCUUCAUGGAGCACUUCAACCUGUCUCUCUCAGCUGUGGGAAAUCUAUCAGACUGGAGCAGCCUGCUCGUGCAGAUACACAGUCUAUCCUUUGCACAAAUGGCCUUGGAGACCGCUAUGCUGCAUCUGAAUCAUUUAGGUGGGAAUCAGUACGUCCUGGCAGUUCAAAAAGCCAUUGAAUACAUGCUGGGGAGUCACAAUGUACACAAUGUAACAGCGAGCCAUGAGAUGGUCAUUCACGCCCUGGACGUGGUGCUCACCGCUAUGAACUUCAGUAGUGAGCAAAUUGACGGUUUCCUGAGUAGCGACAUAUUCACCAUGAAUAACAGCUUGCCCAUUGACCAGCACAUAAAGGAGGUGAUUAGUAAAAUCACUGAGAUGAGACAGCUUGGAAACUGGUCCAUGAUAUAUAACAUAAUGGAGCAUCUGCUGCACAUUGAGAACACAAGCAACAUCUUGAUGAGAGUGCAUGAACUGGUCAGCUGGUACAAUACUACUGAAGACACUGGAGUGUAUUUUGGCGUAAAGAUGCUCACCAAGUUGUAUGAGAUGCUCACACCAUUACUGCCAACUGUAACCCCUCUACCAUGCUACUCUGACCUCUUUAUCGGGCUUGCUGGCAAUGCUUUGUAUGCACUGCAACACAUUUCUGCCACCACCAACCUGUUCACACCCAUCAAUAGCUACCUCAAGCCAAUCCAAAUGCAACUUGCUCUGGGAGACAGUCUAAGGGAUCUUGUAUCCGAAACCCAAAACGCCAGAAGAUUCGUACAAAAUCUGACCAGAGAGCCAGUGGAUGACUUUCUCGACCUGCUGGAUAUCAACUACCACAACUUAUCUCAGAUUCUUUCCAUGCCUCUCAGUUCUGAAGAAAUGUUGGAGACCAUGCACGUUUUCUUUGCAAACCCAGACCUGGGGGUCUUCCUCAAGGGUGUAACAAGGAGCAUGACAGGAAGCUUGGUUGAAGACGAAACCAUCGAUACAAUCCUUGGUACGCUAGCCUACUUGACACUUCCAAGCAAUGGUGGAACGUUUAUGGAGAUGAUCACACAGACCACCAGUCAAGCCUGGGGCAUGAAUGAUAUGCAGCUGGUAGAAAGCUUGGGUGGAGUUGUUGGAAUAAUAAGGAUGCUUUCCCAGCAGCCAUCUUUGAGUAUAGCUCAGAAGGUUCAACAGAUAGCUAAUCAGCUCACUUCUGCAGCGACAUACACCAUGGCACACCAAGGUAAUCGUAGUGAAAUCCUCGCAGACAUCAACAAUAUCCUGUUACAAAAUCUGCAGCAGAUGCCGAACACCAGCCUCGAGGACCAAUAUGUCCUUCAAAACAUAAUCAGCUCGUUAUUAUCUCAAUCACAGUUAGACUUCGGAUCCUACAUGAUGGUAAUCGACCAAACCUCUGAAACUGUUGCCUCCCUUGUACCUCCUGAGGAAAUGGUGUAUUUCAACAUUUCAGCACGGAUGAUGGAAGCUUUUUCUUUGCUCAGGUUGCAUCCAGAAGAUCUGGAGAAAGUGAUGAUGUCAAGUCAGGAGAUUGCUGAUUCACUGAGUCUCAGCUUUGCUCUUUCUAACAUGAGCACUCUUAUAAAUGGUCAGUCCAUCGAGAACAUUUCAUACCCCUUCAUUCUAAACACUGCCCUGGCAACUCAAAUCUUGUUCAAUCUCUCUGUUUCUAACUACACCUUUAGUAGUGAUGUGGAACGAAACAUGAUCUUGACCCAGAUGACCCAGAAGCUCCCAGUGGAAAUGCAACAUGACCUCCGCCCUCUCACAUCUGCUCUCCUUUUAGCUCUUUCAGAUGUCUCAGACACAGCCCAAAUCAGACCUGCUUUCUUUCAAACCUCCCAGAACGUGACCAUGAUUCUUCUGGAACACCUCAACCUAACAGGAGAUCCCAGCUCCAUGAGAAUUUACUCUGUCCUGUCCACUGUUUCAAGCGAGGUAUCCGCUAGUCUCAGUGAGGCCUUAAUGGAAAAUUCUUCCUCCAUCCUGCUCCCAUAUGUGCUCAACUCUCUACAAGCAGUCACAUCUUCACUAUCUUUGGAGCUACCCUUAAAGGACCAGCAAUACCCGGAUGCCGUUUACAGCUUCAUGGAGACAGUGGCCUUGACUCUGAACCACACCAUCACCACAGGGGACAUAGCAGAUGGAAUGAAUAUGCUUUCCUACUCCAUCCAAAACCUCCUGAAGACCAUGAUGCCAAACAGCAGCAUGGAGACCUCGAGUGGAAUUAUGAGUAACCUGGAAAACACAGCCAAGGCGCUGCUUAUGGUUCUCACAUCAGGUCAAGACCUUUUAACUCAGAGUACUAACGUGACCAAUGAGAUGCUGUCCACCAUUCAGAAUUUGCUUGCCAUAGCUAACAGCAGCUCUGAGAUCGAUCUGGCUACUGCGAUCCUGGGGGCCUUCAAGAUGGACAUCGGGUCUCUGCUGGCGUCAAACGACAGUAACUGGUCUCAGAAAUUGCAAAUGGUGCUGUUAUCCAUCUCCAACACCCUUCCAGCUGACCUUCAGUUCGGCCCAUUCAACAGAACCAUCUUCGAAAGUUUGGCCAAUGAGCCCAAAGAAAAGCUGUAUGAUCUGCUUCAGACCGUCAGCACAGUUUCUCAACUUUUCUCAACCAACUGGAUGAACGACAGCUUCGGAGAUCUACUGAGUCAAAUACAGAUGCAGAUCUGCAGUCUGGAGAACAUAGGGUCAGUUCAGCUGCUGACUCAGGCCCUGUCUCUCAGCCCGGGUUUGCUUUGUCACAUGGCUCUGCCCAGCAUCAACGCUCUUCAUGUUCUCGCCUCCAACCUGGUGAACCAUACCAGCGACGUGUACGACCUGCUCUACCAGAACUUAGUGGGAGACCCCAGCUCUUACGACCUCAGAGUGAACUGGACCUCCAUCCUCUCCGACCUGCUCAGCAUCGAUAUAAGUGCUUUACCAGGCUACGGGUCCAACCAGACCACCAGAAGUACAGUGAAGGUCUCUGCCCUUCUGAAGAACGUGGACUUGUUUGUAUCUGAUGUCACUCGGUACACCAGCAUCCCUCCUCAUGUCCUGAACACUCUGCUGGAGUCGCCUCUGCCUGAGAGCAACCUUCAGGUCUUGUCUCAGCUAGCGAAGCUGCAGCAGUGUGCGGAUCUCUCGUCCCUGCAGCUCGACCCGGAGACGGUGCAGAUCCUCGGGUCUCUCUGCUCGCUGGCGGGUCAGGAGUGGUACAGUCUGGCGGUUCUGUCAGCUCAGCAUGUCAGCAUGGACAGCAUCAUGUACAAGCUGAUGCUGAACAGUGAGUUCCAGAGUCUCUUCAAUGUUCUCACCGGGAUGCUGAAGUUCUUCAUGGACGUGAUGAGUAAACUGACUCCCGCUCUGAACCGGCUGCAGGAAUAUUUCACAUCGUUCGGAGGCAUGAAGCUGAUGUCCAACUCCGAGUUCAGAAACUUGGUGAGAGGGAAACGCUCAACGAUGUCCAGCAAAGCCACGUUCGUCACCGUCUCUCGAGCCCUGUGCAAAAGCGGAAUAUUGUCACUGUUCGGAAUCUCGCAGCUUCCCAGCUUGAGUGAGAGCGAGCCGUCUCUCCAGGACCCGCAGAAAGUGGAGGAUCUCAUGACCAAGUUCAAAAUCCCAAAAGAUUCCACUCCGUACUGUAGAAACUUCUACCUGGACAUGGUGAGCACCACGGGAGGUGCUGUAGCCUGGGCCUUCCUCAAGCCCAUGCUCCUGGGACAAGUGCUGUAUUACCCUGACACACCACUCACUCAAGACAUCAUCAAGAGGUCGAACUUCACGCUGCAGCAGUUCGGUGACCUGCGCGUCUACGCUGACGAGUGGCUGCACACCUCAUCGUACCUCAUGCAGUCAGCGCAGCUCCUGAACAAAACUCUACCCAUGCUGAAGAAUUCCCUGAGCAAUCCUUUCAUCCAAAACUUCAUCAAAAAGCAGACUGACAUCGACAUCGAACAGAUGCAGCAAACUCUCAACUCCUUCUCGAACAUGACUCAGAUGUUGGAGAGUAACCAGUUCAUCCUGAAGCAGAUCACCACACUCUCCAACCUCAUGAUGAACCUCUCGUCCUGCGUCAACUUCGACCGCUACCGUGCCUUCAACUCCAUCAGGGAGCUCAGCAAACAGGCGGAGAAACUGGCCCAGAACCGUGAACUCUAUGCUAGUGUCAUUUUCAAGCUGCCCGCAGGAAACAAUGCGUCCUCCACCCUUCCUCCUAAAGUGGACUACACCAUCCGCAUGCACAUCGACAACUCCAUGAGAACUGACCGCGCCCGUGGCCCGUUCUGGGUGAGGGCCUCCUACAUCUCUCCGAUCUUGACGCAGCGCUACAACCGCGGAUUCAUCUACCUGCAGGAGAGCAUCGAGAGGGCCAUCAUCGGCAUGCAGACCGGGAAUCUGGUGCAGGAGCCGGCUGUACAGGUCCAGGCCUUCCCCUACCCCUGCUACUACAGAGACGAAUACCUCAAUAGCAUCACCUUCGCCUUCCCGCUGGUCCUGAUGAUCAGCUGGGUGCUCUUCAUCGCUAACUUCAUCAAGAAGCUGGUCCAUGAGAGAGAGCUCCGUCUUCAUGAGUACAUGAAAAUGAUGGGCGUGAAUCCCUUUAGCCAUUUCCUGGCCUGGUUCAUCGAGAGCGCUGCCUACCUCCUGCUCACCGUGAUCAUCCUGACCAUCGUCCUGAAAUCUGGCAGCAUCCUUCCCAAGAGCAACGGCUUCGUGGUCUUCCUCUACCUCAGCGACUACGCGCUCAGCAUCCUGGCCAUCAGCUUCCUCGUCAGCUCCUUCUUCGACAAGACCAACAUCGCCGGGCUGAGCGGCAGCCUCAUCUACGUCAUCUGCUUCUUCCCCUUCAUCGUGGUCAUGUGCCUGGAGGAGAGCCUCCCCUUAUCCAUCAAGACCCUGCUGAGCCUGUUCUCUCCAACGUGCUUCAGUUACGCCAGUCAGUACAUCACCCGCUAUGAGAAACAGGAAGAAGGUAUCCAGUGGCACAACAUGUACCUCUCCCCUGUGGCGGGGGACACGGCGUCAUUCGGGUGGCUCUGCUGGCUCCUCCUCAUCGACUCAGUUAUCUACUUCCUGCUCGGCGCCUACAUCCGCACCGUCUUCCCAGGGAAGUACGGUAUCGCCGCUCCGUGGUAUUUCCCCUUCACUCCGUCCUUCUGGGCCGACCUCUUCGGCUGCAGUAAGAAAGCAAGGAAGAAAGCAGCUAGAGGACUUCUCUUCUCCAACAUGAUGCAGGAGAGCCAGAGGAAUGGCAAAGACAAAAGCAAAGGUACAUUUGAUUUACACCCUCACGGUGACGAAGAGUUCCCUGAGCUUCCGGUCGGGGUUUCUCUGCGAGGUCUGACGAAGUCCUACGGCAAGAGGAACGCCAUUGAAAACCUGAACCUGACCUUCUACGAGGGUCAUGUGACCACAUUGCUAGGGCACAACGGAGCGGGAAAAACCACCACCAUGUCCCUCCUGACCGGGUUGUUCGCACCCAGUUCCGGUGCCAUUGAGGUUUACGGUAAAGACAUGCAGUCGUCUAUGAAGGACGUGCGUAAAGAGCUGGGAGUGUGCAUGCAAUACGAUGUCCACUUCGACCACAUGACCACUGAGGAGCACCUUCUGCUCUACGGCCACAUCAAAGCCCCCCACUGGAGCAAGCAGGAACUGCAGCAACAAGUGCGCAAGACUCUGGAGGAGACAGGGAUGUACCCUCACCGUCACAAGAGGGUGGGGACGCUGUCCGGCGGCAUGAAGAGGAAGCUCUCCAUCUCUAUCGCUUUCAUCGGCGGAUCUCGGCUGGUGGUCCUGGAUGAGCCCACCACCGGCGUGGACCCCUGCUCGCGCCGCAGCAUCUGGGACAUCGUCCUCCAGCAUAAGAGCGAUCGUACCAUUAUCCUGUCCACACAUCACCUGGAUGAAGCUGAGGUCCUGAGCGAUCGCAUCGCCUUCCUGGAGCGCGGAGGUCUGAAAUGCUGCGGAUCUCCGUACUACCUGAAGGACAAGCUGGCUCGAGGAUACAAGCUCACUCUCACUAAGAAGGUUCUGCCUCCUGACUCAGAUGACAGGUUUGAUAUGGACAUGGUGAAAUCAUUCGUCCACGCUCACCUGCCCGAGGCUCAGCUGAAGGAGGGAGAGGUGGGAGAUAUCGUCUACUCACUUCCUGUCUACAACUCCCAGAAUGCAUCUGCCUACCGCUCACUGCUCUGUGCUCUGGACCACAACCUGGAGGCGCUACAGCUGGGCUGCUACGGCAUCUCGGACACCACGCUAGAGGAGGUUUUCCUGCAGUUGACGAGAGACAGUGACCAGCGUGAGGAGGAGGAGACUCGCCCGUAUACAGUGUCCAACUCAGAGCUGGACACAGGAGCGUCUCGCGACAGCCUGAGUGAUGACCUGAACUCCAGCAUGUACUUCGGAGAGAGAGCCAGUCUCACAGGACACUCCACAGUGAGUGGUUUAGCACUGAAGGGUCAGCAGGUGAUGGCCAUGCUCAUCAAGCGUGUCCAUCACACCAGGAGGAACUGGAAGGGUCUGAUCUCUCAGGUUCUGCUGCCGGUGCUGUUCGUCAUCGCCGCUAUGGGCCUCGGCUCCAUCAAGAGCAACCUGGAGAACUUCCCCGAGAUGGAGCUGACCCCUGCCAUGUACGACUUUGGCAAACAGUACACCUUCUUCAGUAAUCAGAACUCCAGCUCCAGUUACCUGGUGGACUCCAUGAUGUCAUAUCCUGGCAUAGAUCACUACUGCAUGGAACACCCUGACAGCGCGUUGUGUCAGAAUAGAGGCACGUCAGUGUCGGAUCAGUGGACCUCUGAGGGAACUCCGACGCCUGUGUUUGAGCAAUGUCAAUGUGGGAACUUUUCACAGAAUUGUCCAAAGUCUGCCUACGUUCCUCCUCAUAAGACCAACCCCUCGUCUCAAAUCAUCUACAAUCUCACCAACAUCGACGUCGAGAGUUACCUUCUGGCCACCGCUAAUGACUUCAUCCGAGACAGGUACGGAGGCUGGUCCUUUGGGAACUCUCUUCCCAGCAGUCUCCAAAUGGACAUUGUAGAUGUGCCCAAGAACAGGACAUUAACGAAGGUGUGGUAUAACCCUGAAGGCCAUCACACGAUGCCGGCUUACCUCAACAGCCUCAACAACUUCAUCCUGCGCUCCCAAAUCCCUGCGAGCAAACAGCCACAGCAGUAUUCAAUCUCUGUGUCCAGCCAUCCCUACCCCGGACAGGUGGAAGAAGAGGAUGCUAUGGUUCGCAACUUGGUCAACGUCCUGGUGGCCAUGUGCAUCCUCACCGGCUUCUCCAUCAUGACCGCCAGCUUCGUCAUCUACGAGGUUGAGGAGCAUCACAGCGGCUCCAAGAGGCUGCAGCACAUAUCAGGCAUCAGCGAACCUUUCUACUGGAUCAUCAACUUCCUCUACGAUUUGGCCCUCUACAUGCUUCCCGUGACUCUCUCCAUCAUCGUGAUCACAGUGUUCCAGCUUCCUGCCUUCAAUGACAGACAGAACCUCGGCGCCGUCUCGCUGCUGCUUGUUCUCUUUGGAUUCGCCAGCUUCCCCUGGAUGUACCUGGUGUCAUCCUUGUUCAAAGACGCAGAGAUGGCCUUCAUCAGCUACGUGUGCAUCAACCUCUUCAUCAGCAUGAACAGCAUCGUCUCCACGGCCAUCAUGUACUUCCUGGGACAAGCUAGCCCGAACAACGAGCACAUCCAGGCCGUGUACAACAUCCUCAGCAAAGUGUUCCUGGUCUUCCCUCAGUUCAGCUUUGGGAACGGGUUGAUGGAACUGGCUCGUGUGGACCUGCAGGUCCAGAUACUGAGCACGUACGGGGUGGACGCCUAUAAGAACCCAUUUAGCCUGGACGUCCUGGGAUGGAUGCUCAUUUCGCUGGUCCUGCAAGGUUUCAUCUGCUUCACUCUGCGGCUGCUGAUGAACAAGUGGCUCCUCCGCAGAGUCAGGAGUUUGUGGACACGCCGGCAGUCCGUGCCUCGGACAGGAAGUCGGGGUGAGGACGUGGACGAGGACGUGUUGGCUGAAUGCCAGCGUGUGGACAGCGGAGCCGCUAGUUCGGAUCUGCUGCAGGUCAGUCAGCUCAGCAAGGUCUACCGACAUCUGAACCGCCGAGUGCAGGCCGUCAACAAGCUGUCCUUCGGCAUCCCAGCGGGAGAGUGCUUUGGAUUGCUGGGAGUCAAUGGAGCAGGAAAGACCACCACCUUUAAGAUGCUAACCGGAGACGUUAGUCCAACCCACGGCUCUGCACAAGUGCUGGACUGGGACGGGAGAAUGGUGGACAUCAUGGACUGCAGGAUGGAGGGGAUAAAUAUCGGCUACUGCCCUCAGGUGGACGCUCUGGACGAACUGCUGACAGGAGAAGAGCAUCUGUACUUCUACGCUCGCAUCAGGGGCAUCUGUAAGAGAGAGAUCGAUCAGGUGGUGAACUAUCUCCUGAAGAAGCUGGAGCUGAACUACCACAGACAAGUCAUCAGUGAACGCUACAGCUGUGGAACACGCCGGAAACUCUCUACAGCCCUGGCUUUGAUCGGACAGCCACAGAUCCUGCUCCUGGACGAGCCGAGCUCAGGAAUGGACCCUCGCUCCAAACGCCAUCUCUGGAAGAUCAUCUCUGAAGAAGUGAUGGGAAAAUGUGCCGUGGUUCUCACAUCACACAGUAUGGAGGAGUGUGAGGCUCUGUGCACUCGGCUUGCCAUCAUGGUCCAAGGCCAGUUCAGAUGUUUAGGCUCCUUACAGCACAUCAAGAACAGGUUCGGCAGCGGAUUCACGGUGAAGAUGUACCUGACCUCGGCUUCCUGCGACGUGGACUCCAUCACCACCUUCAUGCAGCAGCAUUUCCCCAGCACUUUCCUGAAGGACCAUCACUCGUCUAUGGUGGAGUAUCACGUUCCCGUGGCUCCCGGAGGCGUGUCUGACAUCUUUGACCAGCUGGAGUCCAACAAGGCGGCGCUGAACAUCAAACACUUCUCCGUCAGCCAGACCACACUGGAUGAGGUCUUCAUUAACUUCGCUAUGGGAAAGGUCGGCAGAGACGGACAGGACGACGACGGGGCCUCGGAUGUGGACGAUCCUGACGGUCAAAUGCAGUGAAAUGAAUGACUCACUCCUGGAGACUCCGAGUUAAUCCUUACUGUAAUUUUCCGAAGCUAUUUAAACAAAAAAGUCAUUACGUUUUAUUUUUUCAUGGAAUAAUGAAGGAAAUAAGGCACCUUGUCAGGACUGACUAAUUUAUGUCAUAAUGUACCUCUUCUCUUCUGAAAUGAUCAAAUCUGCAGCUUCAGAUCUCUCUGAUUUAAUCGUCCGUUACCUCUGUAGUUUUAUAAACUCUAUCUAUGCAAAUCCUGUGUCAUUAAUAUUCAUUACAAUGAUAAUAAUAAGGA
Messenger RNA from Hemibagrus wyckioides, 16526 nucleotides. RefSeq names its product ATP-binding cassette, sub-family A (ABC1), member 12 (gene abca12). Gene Ontology annotation, molecular function: ATP hydrolysis activity; ABC-type transporter activity; ATP binding. Gene Ontology annotation, cellular component: intracellular membrane-bounded organelle; membrane. Gene Ontology annotation, biological process: lipid transport; transmembrane transport. The record is from RefSeq and is a predicted model, not a curated record. The transcript is spliced from 70 exons. Bases 379 to 16236 code for a protein of 5285 amino acids. NCBI's taxonomy places the organism in Eukaryota, Metazoa, Chordata, Actinopteri, Siluriformes, Bagridae.